AUGCUUCUUCUGCCCGUGUCCUGCAUCGCAUCUCUCCCGCCGGAGAUCCUCGCGCUGGUGUUCGAAACCGCGGUCGGAGAUCACGCAAGAUGCAGCCUUCCAGUCGGGCUAUCUGCCGUCUGCUGGCGCUGGAGAAUCGUCGCGCUUUCUACCCCGAGGAUCUGGAACACGAUCUUCAUAUCCCGACCCUUUCACAUCGUCCGCGCGAUGCAUUUCCUCCCGCGAUCUCAAUCCCUCCCGUUCCAUCUGCACCUUGAUACGCGCUCUUGGGGCGCGAAAAUCGAGAUAUCUGAUACAUUGCGUUUCCUCGAAGAAGAUAUGCAUCGCUGCAAUUCGAUGACUCUGCAUCUCACGGACGGACAACUCCAAAAAUGGAAUAGCACUCCAUUCGGCUUGUCCCGCUUGCAGAAUGCGGACCUCCGAAUUCAUUCGUAUGCGCCGGACGAGCUCUGGGGACCCCCGCAUUCCUUGGAUCUGUUUUUAGAAUCUCUCCCGCGUGUCAGCUAUCUCCGGCUCUCGACGAGCUUGCCCGUCGCCGCAGCCUCCUGUCUGCUGCAUCUGAGAACCCUGGAUGUCAAUUGCGCAUGGGCGCGCACAUCGCCUGGUGGAUCUGCACCCUCGCUCUUCCGCCAGCUCGAGCAGUACGCGCCGGGCAUCGAGGAGCUGAUUCUUCGUGGCUACUCUGGGUAUAAUGAUUUCCCGUUGACGGCCCUGGAUGUCCGCCGCCGCAGUACACUGCCCUGUCUCAAGUCUCUCGUCCUAAAUUUCCGCGACGCCUUCCUGCUGGACGGGGUCAUCAUCCUCGCACAGACUCUCCUCGCGCCCACGCUGCGCCAGCUGCUUAUUCGGCUUCCCUCGGCCGACGACGACAUGUACCCGAGAUCUGGGUCCCUCCUCUGGCGUGCGCUGCUUGUGGAGUUUGCCGCCGCUAGUGUCGCCCAUUUUCUCGAGGAUCAGGAGGGCCUCGGGACCAGCUCGUUUCCCGGGCUACGGGGAUUUUUCAUAGCCGGAGACAUGGGUGUGCAGGUUGAUUUGUGCAUCGGCCGACGGGCGCCAGACGUCCAGCCGCUGCUCGAAGACGGUCAUGCGAAAAUGGACUGGUUCCUGGAUUCUGAACGACUGGACGCGGAUGUCAGCGGGGACAUCAAGGACGAGGUGUUCGACACCCGUCUGCGACAUCGAUGCUCCGAUUUCUGUCUUAUUCCAGGGCACAAUUCGAGUCCGUGGGCGUAA
Mycena citricolor is the source of this 1233-nucleotide messenger RNA. Lineage: Eukaryota; Fungi; Basidiomycota; Agaricomycetes; Agaricales; Mycenaceae. The record is from the annotation of a GenBank genome assembly.